AUGCUAGAUGAGAAUCUGCCGACCUUUGUCCUUAAACCAUCCAAAGACAAACCCAAGCAAUUGUCCACCUUUCUCUUUUCCCAGCAUGGAGCCGAAUAUGAGCCCUCUUACACGGUACGACAUUUAGACCCAGACCAACAUGCUUCGAGAAACCGAUAUGCGGCAGCACUAUACGAUGCCUUCAGCCCUGAAGUUCUCUAUGCCGAAGUCCUACUCAUUCCUGAAUGGACCCAACCUCCUCCUCUCUCCGAGCAAGCCAGAUUGAAUGGUGCGAUCCCACCCCCUCCCGAACCCAUCCUCCCGUCCGAGUUCGUCAUACAGCUGUACAAUCCAGAUCAACAGAUUGUGGUGAGACACAAGACGGCAAGUUUCAACAGAUCUGCAUCAUGGGAAUUCGAGAUGCCACAACAGACCUUCCGGGCUCCAUCCGGGUCUGCGCUUGAUCGGACACAGUAUGAUCCAGCUGCUUCCGAAAUCACGCCCAAAAUUGUCUUCAAGUGGAAGAAGGACAGCAAAUUCUCAAAAGAUCUGGCAUGCUUCAUGUCUGGCAAGAGUACGGAUAUAGAAGGUAAAGGAAAACACAGAGACCCAGACAUCACGGUGUCAAUAUUCAAGGCUCUGAAAGAGCUGACCUUGUACGAGCCAAAUCUGCAGAGGGUGGACAUUGAGGAUCUGAAAGGGUUCGAGGUAGUCCUCCUGCUUGGGGCUGUGGUGAUCCGUGACGUAUAUUUUGGUUCUUUGAAGGAAGCCUUUAACCUUUCUGUCAGCAAGAAAUCCAACCCGGCUAGCCCAACUGCUGGAAGUGCAAUCCUACAAUCCGACGCCAGACCUCAAUCAGUUUCCCCUACCCACGACCCGCGAAUACCAUCCACAGACCCGCGGACUCAGUGGGAGAUCGAAGCAGAGUCUGCUCGACUGCGGAGGCAGGCGCUAGAGGAAGAAAGGCAAAGGCGGCGCCGUGAAGAGGAGGAGGAACGAUUGACCCGGCAGCUGUUGGAAAGGGAGGAGAAAGAACACCGGAGGAAAAAGCAUGCGGAAAUUCAACAGGAGACUCAGUGGCUCCAGCAAAUGUAUGGACGGGAAGAUGCAUCUGCCCGUCCAGAUCUUCCUCCUCGAGAUCAGCGGCACCACUCCGAAGCAGGACAAUCAGCUUAUCUUCAGACGCAACAAGGACAAUAUCCCGUGGCACCAUAUGUCAACGGCUGGGGGGGAUAUCCCCCAGGUCCGUACAUGUCGGGAGCUGCUUCACAGUCAAGUUUUCUCACGCCCGUGCCUGCACAGCAACCACAAAUCAAACCAAAAUCGAGCAUUUUCAAUUUUCGGCGUCGAAGCGACCAGGAUGCAAACAAGUUGCAAAGGAAGCGAAGUGCCGUGUUUUGA
This is a messenger RNA of Fonsecaea multimorphosa CBS 102226, 1380 nucleotides long. RefSeq lists its product as uncharacterized. Bases 1 to 1380 code for a protein of 459 amino acids. The transcript has 2 exons. Lineage: Eukaryota; Fungi; Ascomycota; Eurotiomycetes; Chaetothyriales; Herpotrichiellaceae. The record is from RefSeq and is a predicted model, not a curated record.